AUGUCUUUUUGCUCAUUCUUUGGAGGCGAGGUCUUUAAAGACCAUUUCAAGCCUGGUAUUUAUGUCUGCUCAAAGUGUGACCACCAGCUCUUCUCUAGUCGAUCCAAGUAUGACCACUCGUCUCCUUGGCCUGCAUUCACAGAGACUCUUCUUGAGAAUAGUGUGUCCAAGCAUGAAGAAAGACCUGGGGCAUACAAGGUGCGAUGUGGGAAAUGUGGCAACGGCCUGGGUCACGACAGCUCACUGAAGUUCAUCCCUAAAGACAAGGUUGACGGACAAUAA
Knipowitschia caucasica is the source of this 282-nucleotide messenger RNA. The record is from the annotation of a GenBank genome assembly. NCBI's taxonomy places the organism in Eukaryota, Metazoa, Chordata, Actinopteri, Gobiiformes, Gobiidae.